Molecule: messenger RNA, 966 nt
Organism: Sphenostylis stenocarpa
Lineage: Eukaryota; Viridiplantae; Streptophyta; Magnoliopsida; Fabales; Fabaceae
Source: the annotation of a GenBank genome assembly
AUGGACUCUACACUAAGAACCGAACUUCAUAGCACCACUCACUCAUAUCAAUUCAGUACCAUGGCUACCUCAAACCCAAAUCAAGCCUCACCCAACAAACCCUCUUUCCUAAUUCCUUUUCUUGCCUUUGUGACAAUGUUGUUCAUGUUCCCCAACACGGUGAAGUCAGCCCAGUCAGUGUCUUUCACCUUUACCAAGUUUGAUUCUGACCAAAAGGAUCUUAUCUUCCAAGGUCAUGCCAUUUCUAGCAGCAAUGUCAUACAACUCACCAAGUUAGACAGUAAUGGAAACCCUGUGAGUACCAGUGUGGGAAGAGUGUUAUACUCUGCACCAGUGCGCCUCUGGGAAAGCAAUACGGUAGUGUCAACCUUUGAUACCACUUUCACCUUUAAAAUCUCAACACCUUACACUACUCCAGCUGAUGGCUUCACCUUCUUCCUUGCACCAAAUGACACUGCCAUCCCUCCAUAUUCUGCUGGCAAACUCCUUGGACUCUUUUCUAACUUAAAUGCUUUAAGAAACUCCACCACCAGUAACCAAACCACUGUUGAUUUCAAAGCUGUAUCUAACAACGUUGUUGCCGUUGAAUUUGACACCUACCCUAAUGACAAUAUUGGUGAUCCAAGAUACAAACACAUUGGAAUCGAUGUCAACUCUAUCAGGUCCAAGGCAACUGUUGCGUGGGACUGGCAAAAUGGGAAAGCAGCCACUGCACACAUCAGCUAUAACUCUGCCUCUAAAAGACUAUCUGUUACUACUUUUUAUCCUGGGAGUAAAGCUGUGACUCUCUCCCAUGACGUUGAGCUCACUACAGUGCUUCCUCAAUGGAUUAGAGUAGGGUUCUCUGCGUCAACAGGAGCAGAGAGACAAAGAAAUACCCUUCUGUCAUGGUCUUUCUCUUCAAGCUUGAAGAACAAUGUGAUGGAGGAGGAGAAAGAAGACAUGAAUAUUGCAAGCGUUGUGUGA